CACCGGGGACACCGGGGACACCGGGGCCGCUGGACACGGGGUGGCCGGGCAGGGAUGGCCACCAGGAACCACCAGGGAGCACGGCGGGGGACAGCGGGGCACCCAAGGGUCCAACAUUCAUGGAACCAACUCCCCGAGCAGAGAAUCAAACGCAGAAAGAAACAACAAGGCUUUGGCAGUGAUUAAAUUAAUUUCAAGCUGGAUUGGGAAGGUCUGGCAGUGCUUGGGAGACUGUGGAAGGUCGUUGUGGCUGGAGCUGGAGCAUCCUCAAAAAUCCACCUCACCUCUGGGCAGCAGUGGAAAACAUGGAUCUGCCCUGGCAGAUUCCCACUGUUCUUCCCUGGGAUCUGCCGAUGGAGCUACUCCCCCUCUCUGCUGUUCCACUACCAGCUCUCCCAAGUUUCCCUGGAGAAAGAAACCAGGAUGCUCCAUAAGCAAAGGAUCUGUGCCCAGGACACCUGAUGGAGCACCGUGGAUGGGCUUUUUCUGGCAUGAAGCAACCAAAAUUUUAUGACCCAGAGGGAUCCUCGAGUGCUUGAGGGAUCCCCACGGAAGGCCGAGCCAUGCAAGGAGCCAGCACAGCCCAAAGGAAAGCAGGACCCGGUGGUGCCACGGGAGGGACGGGACAUGCGGAGCCUCAGCUGCCUCCUCCUCCUCCUCUGGGGACUCCUCCUCUUCCUCAGCACCACCAGCACGGAGGGCUUUGCCCAGGCAGGCCGCAGGGUGUGCGCCGCGGGGCCCAGCGGCCGGAGCGCCCCGGCAGAGUCCCACGUGCAGCCCGAGUACCAACCCUACCUCACCACCUGCCAGGGCCACCGCCUCUGCAGCACCUACAGGACCAUCUACAGGGUUGUCUACAGGCAGAGGCACCGGCAGCUGCCCGAGCCCACGGCCUCGUGCUGUCCUGGCUGGAGCAGAGCAAGCGGCCACACGCUGGGCUGUAACAGAGCUCUCUGCUGGGAGCCGUGCCAGAACGGUGGGAGCUGCACCUUCCCCGGGAGAUGCUCCUGUCCCCCCGGCUGGACGGGGCGAGCCUGCCAGACAGACGUGGAUGAAUGUGCCAGCCAGAGCCACGGGUGCAGCCAGCUCUGCAUCAACACAGCCGGGAGCUUCCACUGCGCCUGCCGGGACGGCUUCAGCCUCGCUGCCGAUGGCAAGGGCUGCCAGCCCCUGCUGCCAGCACCCGGGACUGACACCUCCAGCCAAGCAGGUCCCUCCAGUGAAAUGAAGGAAGAAAUGAAGGACCUGAGGAGCAGAGUGGAAGCGCUGGAGCAGAAGCUCCAGCUGGUGCUGGCCCCCUUCCACAACGUGAUGCCGCCAGAGGAUGUCGGUACAGACCCCAUCAGCCGCCUGUCCCACUCCCUCCAGCAGCUGGACAGGAUUGACUCCCUGAGCGAGCAGAUCUCCUUCCUGGAGGAGAGGCUGGAGACCUGUUCCUGCAAGAAUGAACUCUAGCAGAAGGCCUGGGGACCUGGAGCAAGCUGAGUGCAUCCCAGCUCUCAUCUCCCUCUCCAGCCCCAGGCUGGGGAUGAAGGCACACCACCUACAGGGAGGCACAGGGUAGCAGAAGGCUGGGCUCCCAUCAGCAUCCCCAUCGUUCUCUCUUCCAGCUCACCUCACCAAAGGUCACGCAGUUCCUUGCAAACUGGACUCUGAGUCCUCUCCCUGCUGGAGAGGCAGCAAAUAAAUGCCUUACCUCGUGCCACGAGUGCCUGGCUGUGCCAGACUGGCUGAGUGUGAA
Molecule: messenger RNA, 1741 nt
Organism: Parus major (Great Tit)
Lineage: Eukaryota; Metazoa; Chordata; Aves; Passeriformes; Paridae
Gene: EGFL7
Product: EGF like domain multiple 7
Biological process (GO): anatomical structure development
Cellular component (GO): cell surface; extracellular region
Molecular function (GO): signaling receptor binding; calcium ion binding
Source: RefSeq, a predicted model, not a curated record